AUGCAGACAUCAAAGAAAAUGGGAUUCGGAAAAUGCAGCAGAAUCCGACACAUCGUAAGGCUCCGCCAAAUGCUGCGCCGGUGGCGGACCAAGGCCCACAUGUCGGCCCACCCAAUACCGUCUGAUGUUCCUGCGGGACACGUGGCGGUGUGCGUUGGCACCAACCACAGGAGAUUUGUGGUGCGCGCCACUCACCUGAACCACCCCGUCUUCAAGAACCUACUGCUUCAGGCCGAGGAAGAGUACGGAUUCUCCAACCACGGUCCUCUCGUCAUUCCCUGCGACGAAGUGCUCUUCGAACAGGUGCUCCGGUUCAUUUCCCGGUCCUGUUCUGCCAAUUCCAACCGGUUCGUAAACCUUGAGGAUUGCCACGCUGGCGUCAGAAACAACCUCGAUUUCUGGCCCGAAUCUCGACCAUUACUUCACUGA
Molecule: messenger RNA, 429 nt
Organism: Abrus precatorius (Indian licorice)
Lineage: Eukaryota; Viridiplantae; Streptophyta; Magnoliopsida; Fabales; Fabaceae
Product: auxin-induced protein 6B-like
Exons: 1
Coding region: 1-429 (142 amino acids)
Biological process (GO): response to auxin
Source: RefSeq, a predicted model, not a curated record